Molecule: messenger RNA, 840 nt
Organism: Psilocybe cubensis
Lineage: Eukaryota; Fungi; Basidiomycota; Agaricomycetes; Agaricales; Agrocybaceae
Exons: 6
Coding region: 1-840 (279 amino acids)
Source: RefSeq, a predicted model, not a curated record
AUGGACACUCCAAAACAUAACAUUAACCAUAGGGAUAUCAUCAUAGCAAAUUCCGCCAACACCACUCCUUGUCAAGUACAUACCCAAUCUAGCACUGAGGAGACGUUUAACCAGAAAUGGCUGAUUAAGACAGUCCCCGGAAAGUCCGACAUAUAUACUUUUCAGAACAUACGUACCGGGUCAUACCUUGAUCUGCGCGACGGAUCAAAGGCGAACGGAGCGCUUGUUGUAGGCUGGGAACUUCUCCCAGGGACACAAUGGGAGUCGGUACAACAAUGGAAAAUCAUUCCUAACGGAAACUAUACUAAGAUCCAAAAUGUUGCUAGUGGAACUUAUCUUGACUUGCUGAAUGGCAGUAGUGCCCCUGGAACACAAGUCCACGGCUGGGCUUCGAAUACAACAGAGACUCAAGACUGGUUCCUGCGCCGUGUAAGCCGCACAGACGUUGAGCUCCGAGCUAUUCUUGCCAAAGACAUACACAACGCGCCCAACUUUCAGGGUUUUACACAAGAUGGACUAUAUCUUGUUCUCCCUCAGAGUGUCCGUGACGCUAUCUAUGUCAAAUCUGGGUUGAAAACUAUGAAAGGACGCGGUCAACUCUUUGACAGUGAUGAUUAUGCCAUUGUUCUCAAGGCCGAAGUUGCUAAGUGGGGUAUUGCAACCCUUCUAGCUGAUGAUUUUGGAAUUCUUUGGGGACUGAUUUUUGGCACAACCGGAAACCGUAGUCUCGCCUACAAUUUCUACCUCAACGAGAACUUAGAUAAUAUUGUAUUUUUUGAUCCCUACACUGGAGAAGAGAAGGUAGAUAUGGGAUAUAAGACCUACAUGGCCGUGUAUUGA